AAAAGUUAUACAACUACAUGUGCAAUUGCUUGUAAGAAAACCAUUUCCCAUGGAUCCAUCAUUAGCUCACCAACAAUGAUUCUUCUGGCGGUGGUUUAUCGUUAUAAAUAACUGUAAAAAUGGUUGUAAAAUACUAAUCCAUGCUGUAGAAAUAAAUAAUGUUGCAGUUGGCAGAGAGUGAGAAUGAGAUCUUGGAAAAUCACUCAAAGAAAGCCCCCAUGAUUUUGAGCGCUGACUAUUGGUGUUAAUGGGAAAAAAGGUGGAAAGGGAGCUCUAACAUGGCCUGGUGGGGAUGAGUGGUUCCUUGACUUCAGCCGAGGAUGACCUCUUUCCCUUUUUAUAUCUAUUAACUAUUUCCAUCAACAGCUAAUAUUUCAGUACUCGUUGAGCACAGAUCAUGGUGUUGUUUGGUUGGUUUUAUACUCGAUAUCUGUGAGAACUGUUCUGUGAAGUCGCCUCCACGUUUGUUUGCAAAAUUUUUGGGCCAAUUUGCCGAGUUCUUUGCUUUGCUGCUUCAUCUGGACAAGAAGCUUCCAGGCAACACACACUAGCAGGAUUUGGUAAGACGCGUUUCGAAAAUCUUCAAUUAGAGGGGGAUUGGUAAGGUUUUCUUGGGUUUUUAGCAUUUGGGAUUUCUGGACUUUCAUUCUGGUGCUUCCAGUGUGCUACAUUUGCUCGUAACAGUGCUGGGUUCUGGAGUGCAUUUGUAAAUCUGGGUGUUGUUAAAACCAGUUCAGGACUUCUGGGGUUGUUCAAACUGAACUGUUUUGAAUUUUGAUCUGUGCUUUUUGCUCAAAAUCUCGAAAUUUGAUAUCGUGGUGUUGCUCAUAUUAGGGUUUUCUGAACUGGGUUUUGCUUAGUCUUGUGGAAUUGGGUUUUUUUAGGGCUUAUUAGUGUUCGAAGAAUUUACGUACUUGUAGUGGAAGAGUAUGUAAAUUAUUGGAUUUUACUCAUCUGAAGGUUUUAUGAACUAGGUCUUGUUUGUUUGAGUGAAUAGGAUUCUUCUUUGGGUGGUUGUGUUUUGCAAUUUUUGGGAUGGAACAUUGCUUUGGAAUGGUGCGGUUCCAUAUGUUUUUUGGGCGAAGAUUGGAGAGCUACAAGAUAUGAUUUGGUGAAAUUAAUAUAGUGACGUGUAGAUACACAAUUUUUAGAAAGGAAAUUUCAGAGAGAGAUGGCUUCAGCAUCACCUUCUCCAAAUUCUCCUCCUUCGACUGCUACAUCCCCGUCAUCUUCCUCUUCUUCAAAUUCUUCCAGUAAUUCACAACCUCCUGCUGCCUCUAAUCCUAAUCAGACUUCUGACCAAGUAGCACCCUCAACCCCUUCUAAUCCUUCACCCCCACCUACUCAAUCUCCUCCACCAUCAGUUACUGCCUCUCCUCCAGAAUCACCACCACCGCCGCCUGCAUCAACACCACCACCAACUUCACCACCACCAUCGCCUCCAGCAUCACCACCACUAUCUCCUCCAGCAUCACCACCACCAUCACCUCCAACGUCUGCCCCUCCUCCAGCUGUGAACUCAACACCCCCUCCAGUUUUGUCCCCACCACCUCCAUCAGAAGGUUCUCCCCCUCCCCGGGUUACCCCAGCCCCUCCUGUAGGGACCCCACCUUCCCCUCCAGCUGUUACACCUUCUACACCUCCUCCAGACAAUGUUCCAUCUCCAACUUCAUCCAGUUCCCCACCCCCACCGGUGGCAAGCUCACCUCAAAAUUCUCCUUCACCCCCUCCUCCAUCAGGUUCUGAACCUCUUUCUCCACCCCCCACCCCAGCAAGAUCCACCAUAUCACCUCCUCCUCCUUCAGUCCCCUCAUCCUCUUCACCUCCUUCUAUUUCUCCUCCUGCUCCUCCAAGUAACUCAUCAGACACUGGAACCCCUACUUCCUCUCCCUUACCCUCCUUUCCAUCAGAAAAACCAACUGCAAGAUCAACUACGAAUACAACAGCAAAUUCCACAUCCGCCGAUAAUGGGGGCAUUAAGGUUGGAACAAUGGUGACCAUUGGCAUUGUUGUUGGGCUUCUUGUGCUUAGUCUUCUUGUGAUGGCUGCAUGGUUUGUACAAAAACGAAAGAAAAAGAGAGCUGGACUAAAUAUUGGCUAUACCAUGCCUUCUCCAUUUGCAUCCUCCCAAAAUUCAGAUUCAGUAUUUCUAAGGCCCUAUUCUUCAUCAGCUCUACCUUUGGGAAGUGGAUCUGGUAGUGAUUUCGUGUAUUCACCACCAGAUCCAGUUGGCAGCAAUUCAAGACCAUGGUUCUCAUAUGAAGAACUUGUAGAGGCUACAGAUGGGUUUUCAUCACAGAAUCUUUUGGGUGAAGGUGGAUUUGGUUGUGUGUACAAAGGUUUCCUAGCAGAUGGAAGAGAAGUAGCUGUAAAACAGCUAAAGAUUGGUGGUGGACAGGGGGAACGCGAAUUCAAAGCAGAAGUUGAGAUUAUUAGUCGUGUACACCAUCGGCAUUUGGUUUCACUUGUGGGUUACUGUAUAUCUGAGCAUCAAAGAUUACUUGUCUAUGAUUUCGUACCAAACGAUACCCUUCAUUACCAUCUCCAUGGUGAAGGUAGACCGGUGAUGGAUUGGGCAACUCGAGUAAAGGUUGCUGCUGGUGCAGCACGGGGAAUAGCUUAUCUACACGAGGACUGCCAUCCACGGAUUAUUCACAGAGAUAUCAAGUCAUCAAAUAUUCUUUUGGAUAUGAACUUUGAAGCUCAGGUUUCAGAUUUUGGGCUUGCAAAGUUAGCAUUGGAUGCCAAUACACAUGUAACCACGCGUGUGAUGGGAACCUUUGGAUAUAUGGCUCCAGAGUAUGCAUCAAGUGGCAAGUUGACGGAAAAAUCCGAUGUUUAUUCAUUUGGGGUUGUGCUUUUAGAACUGAUUACAGGUCGUAAACCUGUAGACGCAUCUCAACCAUUGGGAGAUGAAAGCCUGGUUGAAUGGGCUCGACCAUUGCUUGCUCAAGCCCUUGAUUCUGGAAACUUUGAAGGGUUGAUAGAUCCAAGACUGGAAAAGAACUUUGUUGAAAAUGAGAUGUUCCGUAUGAUUGAGGCAGCCGCAGCAUGUGUGCGUCACUCAGCUUCUAAGAGGCCAAGGAUGAGUCUGGUGGUGCGAGCCUUGGACUCCAUGGAUGAAUUGUCAGACCUUACCAAUGGAAUGAAACCGGGACAAAGCGAAGUCUUUGAUUCGGCACAACAUUCUGCACAAAUUAGAAUGUUCCAAAGGAUGGCGUUUGGUAGUCAAGAAUACAGUUCAGAAUUUUUCAAUCAAAGUCAAAGUAGCUCGAGGAGUUUUUCCAGAAUGCCUUAUUAGAUCAGAGACUUGAGGCUGACUGCAAGGCUUAACAUGGCAAAACUUGGAAACAAGUUGUGUGAGUAUCAACUUCUCUUGAUCUUGAAAUGAGAUUCUGACCCUUGAAUGAGAUUUUGUAACCAGGUCUUACUGCAACUUUCAUGUACAAUCUCAUGCAUUUCUUUCCUGUAAUUUUUUUCUUCCAUCUAACACGAUUAUGAUUGCAAGGAGAUGUGUGUUUUUUUGUAUCCUCCCAAGUGUUUAGAUUCAUUGAUACGGAAUUCUAUGUAUUUAUUAUAUCUAAAUUAAUAUAGUUUUUCUUCUUUCCUCAAA
This is a messenger RNA of Vitis riparia (riverbank grape), 3613 nucleotides long. RefSeq names its product proline-rich receptor-like protein kinase PERK8. The record is from RefSeq and is a predicted model, not a curated record. The transcript has 8 exons. Gene Ontology annotation, molecular function: protein kinase activity; ATP binding. The coding region runs from base 1172 to 3301 and encodes 709 amino acids. Gene Ontology annotation, biological process: protein phosphorylation. Lineage: Eukaryota; Viridiplantae; Streptophyta; Magnoliopsida; Vitales; Vitaceae.